Microthlaspi erraticum is the source of this 1374-nucleotide messenger RNA. The record is from the annotation of a GenBank genome assembly. NCBI's taxonomy places the organism in Eukaryota, Viridiplantae, Streptophyta, Magnoliopsida, Brassicales, Brassicaceae.
AUGACACUUCACGUCAUUCACGUUGCCCGAGUCAUCCCCGCAGCCGACUCGGACUCGGUCCUCAACUCGCUCACAAUCCCUUUAACUUUCUUCGACCUACCGUCGCUACUGUUCAGUCCGGUCAAGCGAGUCUUCUUCUACAGACUCACCCACUCGACUCAUGAGCAUUUUAACUCCUUCAUCCUCCCUAAGCUCAAGCUAUCCCUCUCCCUAGUCCUCCGAAACUAUCUCCCUCUCACCGGCCGCCUCACCUGGGAUCCAAACGAGCCCAAGCCGAGCAUAGUCGUCUUUCAAAACGAUGCUGUUUCGGUGACAAUAGCCGAGACCGACGCUGAUUUUUCUCAUCUCUCCGGCUAUGGUCAACGUCCAGUUUCCGAAUUACACAACUUGCUGCCCGAGUUACCCGUUUCAGAUGACUCAGCGUCUACCUUCUCUCUGCAAAUCACGUUGUUCCCAAACCAUGGAUUCUCCAUCGGCGUCGCAGCACACCACGCGGUUAUGGACGGUAAAACGUCAAGCAUGUUUGUUAAAGCUUGGGCUCACAUCUGCAAAGAUAACAGAGUAUCGCUGCCGGCGAAUCUAACUCCGUCUUAUGAUCGGUCGCUGAUCAAAGAUCUGACCGGAAUCGACGAAAAGGUGAUCGAGAUUCUGAGAUCUCUCAAAGGGGACAAAACCAACACCAGCAGAAGCCUCACUCCGUUUCCCGCCAGAAAGCUCGGAGACGACGUCGUUCUCGCCACGCUCGUGCUCUCACGCGAUGACAUCGAGAGACUCAGGGAGCGAGUCAAGAGCGAGUCACCGAGUCCAGAUCGGGACCUUCUUCACUUGUCGACUUUCGUCAUCGCCUACGCCUACGCGUGGACCUGCUUCGUGAAGGCGCGUGGAGGAAGCGAGGAAAGAUCCGUCGGUCUCACUUUCGUGGGAGAUUUCAGAGAGCGGUUAGAUCCGCCGCUCCCGGCGACGUACUUCGGAAACUGCAUGUUUCCGGCGGGUAGUUACAACCGCAAGGCGGGUGAAUUUGCGGACGUGAAGGGAUUCUCAACGGCAGCGAAGAUCCUAAGCGAUUUUGUCAAAGGAUUGAGCUCACGAAAGAUGGAGACGGAGUUGGCAGACUAUUUCAAUCAGGAGAAAGGGACACAGUGCGGGGCGGUAGCCGGGUCGACCCGGUUGGGAGUUUACGAGUCGGAUUUCGGGUGGGGAAGACCCGUUAAGGUCGAGGUCGUCUCUAUUGAUCAAGCAGAGGCCUUCUCAAUGGCUGAGAGACGUGACCAAUCUGGUGGCAUCGAGAUCGGAAUGUGCCUGAAGAAGACUGAAAUGGACAUCGUCCUUUCUUUUUUCAACAAUGGUCUACAAAACUCAAACCUAAAGCUCUAG